Colletotrichum graminicola M1.001 is the source of this 1194-nucleotide messenger RNA. Its product is annotated as DNA/pantothenate metabolism flavoprotein. Gene Ontology annotation, cellular component: nucleus; cytoplasm. The record is from RefSeq and is a predicted model, not a curated record. NCBI's taxonomy places the organism in Eukaryota, Fungi, Ascomycota, Sordariomycetes, Glomerellales, Glomerellaceae. Gene Ontology annotation, molecular function: phosphopantothenate--cysteine ligase activity. Gene Ontology annotation, biological process: coenzyme A biosynthetic process. The transcript has a single exon. Bases 1 to 1194 code for a protein of 397 amino acids.
AUGUCAGCCCCUAAUGAAACCGAGCGCCAAGAAGACGCCUAUUUCUCAUCGCAACCUCCCCCCAAGAACCUCGAGUCCCAUGUCGCCGCCGCCCGCUCCUUCAUAGACCACCACGCGGCCUCCUCGCGGCGCAUCGUCCUCCUCACCUCGGGCGGCACGACUGUGCCUCUCGAGAAGCAGACGGUCCGCUUCAUCGACAACUUCUCCGCAGGAACCCGCGGCGCCACCUCGGCCGAGUACUUCCUCGAGGCCGGCUACGCCGUCAUCUUUCUGCACCGCCAGUUCUCCCUGCAGCCCUACUCGCGCCACUACUCCCACGCCACCGACUGCUUCCUCGACUUCCUGGCCGAGGGCGACGACGGUACCGUCGUCGCCAACCCAGGCCACCAGGAGCGCAUGCGCGCCGUGCUGCGCAAGUACACGGCCGCCAAACGCAACAACAUGCUGCUGAUGCUGCCGUUCACGACAAUCACCGACUACCUCUUUGAGCUGCGUGCCAUCGCCGGACUUCUGAGGCCCCUGGGCCCCUCGGCGCUGCUCUACCUCGCUGCCGCCGUCUCGGACUUCUUCCUCCCUCAGGACCGCAUGGCCGAGCACAAGAUCCAGUCCACCAACGCCACCGAAUCGUUCGGUUCGGGGGGCGCAGCAGCGCCUGUCAAGGACAACAGCAACAGCAAUGGUAACGGCAACGGCAACGGCAACGGAAACCGAAACGGUGCCAGCCCGGAAGACGAGGAGACCUUCGACAACUUUGACUCCUCUCCCAAGGUCCCCCGCUCCAAGCGCCUGAUAGUGGACCUCGACCCCGUGCCCAAGUUCCUCCAGAAUCUCGUCGACGGCUGGGCGCCGCAGGGCAUGGUCGUCAGCUUCAAGCUCGAGACGGACCCGUCCAUCCUUGUGCACAAGGCCAAGUACUCGCUCGAGCGGUACCAGCACCACCUCGUCAUCGGCAACCUGUUGUCCACGCGCAAGUGGGAGGUCGUGUUCGUCGCCCCGGGACAGGCCGACCGGUGGGUCCGCGUGCCGAGCGCCCAGCGCAAGUGCCCUGCCGGCGACGGUUCCGAGGCGUGGGAGGACAAGCCGCUUGACCCGAGCGCGCUGCCGGAGGGCGACCCGGAGGUGGAGAUCGAGAGCUUGAUCAUUCCCGCUGUGCAGGAUUUGCAUUCGCAGCACAUUCAGUCGCUGCAAAAGUGA